Messenger RNA from Leptonychotes weddellii (Weddell seal), 930 nucleotides. Its product is annotated as olfactory receptor 5B12-like. Gene Ontology annotation, cellular component: membrane. The record is from RefSeq and is a predicted model, not a curated record. Lineage: Eukaryota; Metazoa; Chordata; Mammalia; Carnivora; Phocidae. Gene Ontology annotation, biological process: G protein-coupled receptor signaling pathway. Gene Ontology annotation, molecular function: olfactory receptor activity; G protein-coupled receptor activity.
AUGGAUAACAGUACAGAAGUGACUGAGUUCAUUCUUGUGGGGUUAACCAAUGCCCCCGAGCUGCAGAUCCCCCUCUUUAUCAUGUUCACCCUCAUUUACCUCAUCACUGUGGUUGGGAACCUGAGCAUGAUGGCACUGAUUCUCUUGGACUCCCAUCUCCACACUCCCAUGUACUUUUUCCUCAGUAAUCUGUCUCUGGUGGACUUUGGUUACUCUACAGUUGUCACUCCCAAGGUCAUGGCUGGAUUACUUAUAGGAGACAAGGUCAUCUCCUACAAUGUUUGUGUCACCCAGUUCUUUUUCCUUGUAGCCUUUAUCACUGUAGAAAGCUUCCUCUUGGCCUCAAUGGCUUAUGACCAUUUUGCAGCAGUGUGCAAACCCCUGCAUUACACCACCACCAUGACGACAGGUGUGUGUGCUUGUCUGGCCAUGGGCUGCUACAUCUGCAGUUUCCUGAAUGCCUCCGUCCACACUGGGAACAUUUUCAGGCUCUUUGUGGUUGAUCACUUCUUCUGUGAUGCUCCUCCUCUUCUGGCUCUCUCAUGUUCAGACAUCUACAUCAGUGAGAUGGUUAUUUUUUUGGUAGUGAGCUUCAGUGUUCUCUUUUCUGUCUUGGUCAUCUUGAUCUCCUACCUGUUUAUAUUUAUCACUAUUCUGAGGAUGUGCUCAUCUGAGGGACACCAGAAGGCCUUUUCCACCUGUGCCUCCCACCUCACUACAGUGUCCAUCUUCUAUGGGACGGGCACCUUCAUGUACUUACAGCCCAGCUCCAGCCAUUCCAUGGACAUGGACAAAGUGGCAUCCAUGUUCUACACCAUGGUCAUCCCCAUGCUGAACCCAGUGGUCUACAGCCUGAGGAACAAAGAGGUCAAGAGUGCCUUUAAAAAGGCUGUGGAGAAGGCAAAGUCUUCUACAGGAUUCAGAUUUUAA